CCUCCUCGCCACGCCCCCGCCCGGUGAUGCGCAUCCGGUGGGUUGCCCGGCGCCGCAGCGGACGAGUCGGGAGCGGCUUGAGGGGGAAGGCGCUCGGAUAGCGGUACCAGGCGUAGCAUGCACACCGACCGCUGACUGGCUCACUCACUCACUCAGCAUGGCCGAGAAAGGGAGACUCAGCUUCACCGGCUCGUCUGGUCUCAACAAACCCGUGCCUAUGAAUCUCUUUGCCACCUGGGAGAUAGACGGCUCCUCGUCCAGCUGUAUACCCAGAUUGUGCAGCUUAACACUCAAGAAACUGGUUGUCAUAAAGGAAUUGGACAAGGAACUUACUUCAGUUGUAAUUGCUGUUAAAAUGCAGGGUUCAAAAAGAAUCUUAAGAUCGCAUGAGAUUAUACUGCCGCCUUGUGGCCUGGUGGAGACCGACCUCGCACUAACCUUCUCACUGCAGUAUCCACAUUUUCUCAAAAGGGAGGGCAACAAACUGCAAAUCAUGCUUCAGAGACGAAAGCGGUACAAGAACCGGACCAUUCUGGGAUACAAGACUCUGGCUGUUGGUUCCAUUAGCAUGGCUGAGGUAAUGCAGCAUCCAACAGAAGGUGGCCAAGUCCUCACCCUGCUCAGUAACCUAAAGCAAGCUGCAAUAAAAGUGGCAGAAAUCUGGAUCUUUGCGUUGUCCAGCCAGCCAAUUGAUCAUGAGGACAGUGCAAUGCAGCCUGGUCAAAAAAUAAAAUCAACAGAUAACUACUCAGAAGAAGAGUAUGAAAGUUUCUCUUCUGAGCAGGAAGCCAGUGAUGAUGCAGUCCAAGGACAAGAUAUGGAAGAUGAUGAAUAUGAUAUGGGUAAGCCAAAAAAACAAAGGAGGACAAUCGUGAGAACAACCUCAAUUACAAGGCAACAGAACUUCAAGCAGAAAGUAGUCGCUUUACUAAGGAGGUUCAAAGUUUCAGAUGAGGUCCUUGACUCGGAGCAGGAUCCCACAGGUAACGUGCAAGAAGUGGAAGAGGACUUAGACCUGCUGUACGAUAGCCUGGAUGUGGAGAAUCCCAGUGACAGCGGCCCUGAUAUGGAUGACGAUGACAGUGUACUCAGCACUCCAAAACCAAAGCUCAAACCCUACUUUGAAGGCUUGUCUCACUCCAGCUCUCAGACCGAAAUUGGCAGCAUCCACAGCUUGAGGAGCCAGACCCGGGAGCCACCCAGUCCUAUAGAUGUACCUGAAAAGCUCAAAAACUCUCCAAGCAAAUUUCACAUUGACAGCAUUUCUGAUUUGCCAUCAGCUGAUCAAAUACGCCAGGAAGAGGCAGCAGUGGGAUCAGAAAGCAUCAAUGCAGACACCUUCCUAGAAAAGCUGCCUCCCAGCGGAAAAAUCACAAAGACUGAAUCAUUGAUUAUUUCAUCUAGUAGGUCUGAGGGGAAACAACCAGGACGACGUGGAAGAAGCACAUCCCUGAAAGAGCGCCAGCCUGCCCGGCAGCAGAACGAGCGGGCAAACAGCUUGGAUAAUGAGCGCUCACCAGACACACGGCAGCACUUGCAGGGCACUUCUUUGACAUUGCUGAACAGCGUGAAGAGAGCCGCAUUCACUCAAAUCCGUCACUGUGGAGUAGCUUUACACAGAAAGAUCCCCCGGAAAACAGUUUAUGACCAGUUAAAUCACAUCCUGAUUUCAGAUGAGCAGUUGCCGGAAAACAUCAUUUUGAUCAAUACAUCAGACUGGCAGGGACAGUACGUGUCCGAGUUACUACAGAAACACAACCUCCCUAUUGUGUGCACGUGUUCUUCAGCUGAUAUACAAGCAGCAUUCACAACUAUCGUCUCCAGGAUACAACGCUUCUGUAACUGUAACUCCCAAACUCCAAAUCCCAUUAAAGUGACUGUGGCAGGAGCCCAACAUUUCCUGAGCGCUAUUCUACGGCUCUUUGUGGAGCACCUGUCACACAAGACUCCUGACUGGCUUGGCUACAUGAGGUUUCUCAUUAUUCCUCUUGGUUCUCAUCCUGUAGCCAAAUACCUCAGCUCCAUCGAUUACAAAUACAACAUUUUUUUCCAGGAUGCAGCCUGGCAGGAUUUUUUCACCAAAACCGAGGCCCCUUCCAUAGUGCAGGAAAUACCAGACGUUGUUUCUAGAGUUACCCAGUACAUCUCUAGUGCAAACAUUGCCCACCAAUUACCAAUAGCAGAAGCAAUGCUAACGUACAAGCAGAAAAGGAAAAAGAGCUUUCAUUUUGAUUUUAACAUAAGCCCUGAUGAAGACUCUUGCCAGAAAUUCAUUCCCUUUAUUGGAGUUGUGAAAGUUGGGAUUGUGGAGCAGUCUUCAGCCACCUCAGGUGAUUCAGAUGAUGCUGCCACUUCAGGUUCCAGUGUCUUGUCCUCCACACCCCCGGCGCUAUCUCCAGCAAUGAAGGAAGCCUCCCCUACCCCACCCUCCUCACCCUCCGUGGGAAGUGGACUGUAUUCAAGUUCACAGAGCCUUGGUCACGGUGGAGAACUGAUGGGACUGCAGGUCGACUAUUGGAUUGCACAACUGGCCGACAAGAAGAAGGAUCCAGAGAAGAAGGAUGCCACGGCCAAGAACACACUGAAGUGCACCUUCCGCUCGCUCCAGGUCAGCAGGCUGCCCAAUGGUGGGGAAAUUACAACCCUGCCCACUAUGUCCAUGACAGUGGUGACAAAGGAGAAGAACAAAAAGGUGAUGUUUUUGCCUAAGAAAACAAAAGACAAAGAAUUGGAAUCGAAGAGCCAAGUGAUUGAAGGCAUCAGCCGGUUAAUUUGCACUGCAAAACAGCAGCAGACCAUGCUGCGAGUAACGAUUGAUGGCGUGGAAUGGAAUGAUGUGAAGUUUUUCCAGCUGGCAGCUCAGUGGUCUUCCCACGUGAAGUAUUUCCCAAUCGGCAUUUUCACCCAUUUGAAAUCUGCUUAUUAAACUUUCUCAGCUGUACUGGACUGAAAAACCAGCAGCUAGCCAGUGCCAAGAGCCCUUUGCAAGCUGCAAGCAUCCGCUGCUUGUGUGCAGUUUUAAAGCUUUGCAUCGAUUAACUUUAAUGUUUUAAAAAAGAUGAUCCAAGGCAAGGAAUAAUGUAAAAAUCAUUCCAAGUCUUGCCUGACGGUGGUGAGAGCUUCUGAAGCACUGGUUCUCUGUGACAAGGGGAAGAUGGCACUUGGUACCCACCAUGUGUGUUUGUGGCUAUUACCUAUGAGUUUGUUUGGCUCUCAAUAUCUAGGGCUGAAACCUGAAAGUUGAAGGAUGGAUGACAAACCUGUUCACGACAUGGCAUAAUCCAUGCAGAGCAAAGAUUAAUUGUAAAAAGCUGACUUUAGUUGGAUGUUUCUGCAUUAAACUAUAGUUGUAGUUCUUGGAAUACAGGCAGUGUAUCUUUCUCCCCGGAAGUACUUUCUGAAUCAUGAGUUAAGUUAUUCCUUGCCAGGAGCCCACGAACCAUUUCAGUUGGAACCAUUUCACAGAGAGACCCAAAGUGUGAAGUCUGAGAAUAAUUACCACUUGUUUAUUUUGUUUAGUUUUAUUUGUGCUUCUGAAGUGAGGCUUUCAGCUGCCAUGCAAUGCAAAGUGUAGGCUUAAAGAUACUCAUUGCCAGAGCAGCUAAAAAAGGGGCAGUCACACGGCAGUGGGGCUACAUAUAGUCCCACUAGAUGCUUUACUCACCUUCCAGCGCCAGCAAGUGAGGUAGGUUUGCGCAGGUGACAUCUACCAGCUGCUACAUAUCUGUCACACCACAUUUCAGUGAGGCUAUGGCAUAGCUUUUGUGAGCUUUCACUUUCCAGAUGCACUUCUUAGGGUCUUAUCAUUUGUGGUGAUUCCUGAGGAAUAAAUUGAGUCAAACUGAUGAGAUCUUUCCCCCCACAAGUAGGUGUUUGUUUUCACCAUGCACGUUAGUGGACUAGAGCGAAACGUCCAAAAUGCCCAGCGACAGAUAACCCUUUGUGACUAUAAUCUGUGUUCUUGCGAUUUCUAACUACUGUCUUUUGGGUUUGGAGUGGUCAAGGGUGGGAUGCUUCUUUAUCCCAAAUGUAACAUUGAGCCAUUGAGGAAAUAAGUUGGAUCCACUGCUUAAUUUGAGUAUACCCAUCAUUGAAGAGGAAGGAUGCCUGUUUUUCCUUGUGGUCUUGCUUAUAAUUUGCAAUGUAUAUAACAGUUUGUUGGUAUAAGCUUUAAUAUUUAUGGCAUAAUUUGUAUGGAUUUGACUGGGUUUCCUGAAACAGUAUAGCCUCUUGAAGGAGCGUAGAUUGAUUUUUUUUUGACACUAAUAAUUUAUGUUGUACAGUUUUAUAUAGACUGGUGCAGUGACGAUGCAGAAUCUGACACUGUAGGCAUCAAAGGAUAAUUGCGCUUAAGUAAUGAAUCUCUCCCCAUCCCUCUCGCCCUUAUAUGUUGUAUCGGCACAACCACUCUAAAAUAAUGUGACUCAGAGUUAGGCUUGUAGCCCAUCUGAAAAUAAACCAUGUUUGCAUUAAUUCCCUUCACAUUGAAAAUAAUGAUUACUCUCAUUAUGAAGUCUAACCUUAACAGUGUGUAGUUUUCUGCUUCUGCAAAUACCUCAGACCUUUUUUAUUUUAAUGUGCCAAAAUAUUUUUUUAAGGAAUAAUUCUGGGUGCGAAUUCAUUCGAUCUCACCUGCCUUAAGUGCAACUAAAUCAGGACCUUGCCCUGCAGGGUAUAACAUGCCAAUGAACUAGUGCCUCAGAGCGCAUCCAGAGUGUUGGAUUUGCAGGCAGAAAGGGACAAGUAACACUAAAUAUCAACGUCUUAAAGAUUAAAUAACUCAAACGCAUAGAAAUGUCUGUGAUUGCCUUCAGGAUCUGUGGUGCUAGAAUGCUCAUCUCUGCAUUACUUUAUAUGUCUAUGUGAGACCAUAUAUUCAUCCAGAUCUAGUCUAAACUUUAUUGCUACUGAUUUGUAUAAUAUUAGCCAUCAACGAUCAGUAUCAUUUUCAUCACUAUUUCUAUUUCCUAUGUGGCACUGCCUAGUUUAUUGUGAGCACUAUCUUAAAAAAAUGAUUUUGGGAAGUCACUAAUGUCUAAGGUUCUUACCACUAGUAAUUGUGAGCAGAUAAUGUAGCACCAUAUUACCCUCUCUGCUGCGGUCAAAGGUGACUAUACUCAAUUGGGUGAAAUUGGACUUUAAUUGGAAGGUGUGGAAUUGAUUUUGACACGUGCUAUACAGUGCACCCCAAUGUAAAGUGAGGUAUAUAAUGUCAACCCGUGCCUAAAUUGCUUUAUCUCUUAUAUCUAACUUUUCAACCCAUUUUCUCUACACUUAGCCAGACUUAGUGAAAUUGAUUCCUGGAUUGUAUUGAACUGGUCUGAACUGGGAAGUGUCUAAUUUGAUGCCUGAUCUGCACUGCUGCUAAGUAAGUUAUUAUACUGGACGCAGCAUCCUGGGGUUAGAAAAGUGAAACAGUCCACUAGGAUUAUUGCACCUAAUAUCCCCCUCUUUCUAUUCAGUGGGUGUAAGGAGCUUGUUCUUGGAUGUCGGAUAUGAACAGAGUUGGCUUUGGUGUAACAUGUCAGAAAGCAAAACCUUGCAUCC
Messenger RNA from Amblyraja radiata (thorny skate), 5547 nucleotides. RefSeq names its product phosphofurin acidic cluster sorting protein 2 (gene pacs2). Gene Ontology annotation, biological process: protein localization to plasma membrane. Gene Ontology annotation, molecular function: transmembrane transporter binding. The transcript is spliced from 27 exons. NCBI's taxonomy places the organism in Eukaryota, Metazoa, Chordata, Chondrichthyes, Rajiformes, Rajidae. The record is from RefSeq and is a predicted model, not a curated record. The coding region runs from base 158 to 2926 and encodes 922 amino acids.